Molecule: messenger RNA, 320 nt
Organism: Schistosoma bovis
Lineage: Eukaryota; Metazoa; Platyhelminthes; Trematoda; Strigeidida; Schistosomatidae
Source: the annotation of a GenBank genome assembly
AUGGUUAAUCUAUCGACAGCGAAUUAUUUAUUAAUUGGUUUAAUACUGUCAUAUAUGGAAUUAAACAGAUGUUUUGUACUCCAAGCUCCAUUGAAAUUCGAUGAUCGUGGCAAUCGAAAAAUCAAAGUUGGACACGAAAAGUAUAGUUUAGAUUCAAAAAAUCACCUGAAAAUUCGAAUUCAAGACUGUAAACUUAGUAUGGAUUUCACUCCAGCUAACAAAACUGAGAUCUCCAUGAAAAAAGGUGUUCGUAAAGUUACCAUUUUCUUGUUGGCAUAUGUGUAUCCUAUGUGGAUCGCCUCGAUAUUGCCUCUAGUUAG